Fimicolochytrium jonesii is the source of this 1288-nucleotide messenger RNA. Its product is annotated as S-adenosyl-L-methionine-dependent methyltransferase. Gene Ontology annotation, molecular function: methyltransferase activity. The record is from RefSeq and is a predicted model, not a curated record. The annotation marks the transcript as partial. The transcript is spliced from 7 exons. Gene Ontology annotation, cellular component: nucleolus. Gene Ontology annotation, biological process: rRNA base methylation. Lineage: Eukaryota; Fungi; Chytridiomycota; Chytridiomycetes; Spizellomycetales; Powellomycetaceae.
GGGAAAAGCCACGCCCGUUGGCAAGUCGACUUUCUGGACAGAAGAACAAUGGCCCUCUACAACAAGGCAGGCGAGAUCCUCGACAAGCUGGAGGCUCAGAAGGGCACCAUACGCAGUCUUUGUCUCGCCGACGACGUCGCGGACAAGAAGAGGACCUACGCGUUGGUGUGCGAGUCGUUGAAAUAUAAGGAAGUACUGCAGCUUAUUAUAAAGCAAGCAGGCUUGCUGGAGGCGGAGAAGAGCAAAAAACUGAAAAAAGGGGUAGCCAACGUGCUAGUAUACGAUCUUCUCUUUGGACGAGGCAUCCAAACAGGGGGCGGCUACAAAGAGAUCAUAACCAAACACCGCACCCGGUUACAGGCGGAGCUGGCAAAGAUCAAGAUCAAGCGGAAAGUGAGGGAUAAUAAGGAUCUUAUACCAGCGCAUAUCCGUGAUGCCGUCGUUUUACCAAGAUGGGUUCGUGUCAACACGCUCGUGUCGUCGGUCAAGAAGGUUCUUGAUCGUUUCGAGAAGCUGGGAUACCGGAUCGACACAGAAACGCCGCCACCGGAGCUCAAAGGUCUAGUCCUCCAACAAGACAAACACAUCCCCGAACUCCUUGCCCUUCCCUCCUCCACCGACCUUCACGACAACCCCCUCCUCCUCGACGGGAGCAUCAUCAUCCAAGACAAAGCCAGUUGCUUCCCCGCAUACGUCCUCAACCCCCCACAAGGAGCAGUGUGCAUUGACGCGUGUGCGGCGCCGGGGAAUAAGACGUCGCAUUUGAGUGCGAUUAUGCGGAAUACGGGGAAGAUAUAUGCGUUUGAUAUGGAUAAACGGAGGUUGGGGAUUUUGCAGAGGUUGACGAAACGGGCAGGGUGUAAAAAUAUCGAUCCAACACUUGGCAACUUCCUCGAAACCAGCGGCUCCGACCCGCGCUUCAAAAACGUCGAGUAUAUCCUCCUCGACCCGUCAUGUUCGGGAUCCGGCAUUGUCGGGCGGAUGGAUCACUUGUUAGAAGGAAUACCCGCCGAAGAAAACGACUCCGAAAACCCCAGCACAACCCCCUCCACCACCGAAUCACGCAUAACCUCCCUCGCAACCUUCCAACUGUCCGCCCUCCUCCACGCUCUCACCUUCCCCUCCCUCAAAAAGGUAGUCUACUCAACCUGCUCUAAGCACCGCGAAGAGAACGAAGAGGUCGUUCGCGCUGUCCUCGAACAACAAUCCGACUUUGUGCUUGCGAAAGGGGUGUUUGAGGGAUGGGAGACGAGGGGGUGGACGCAGGAAGAUCCCCUGGGGGAGGGGU